Messenger RNA from Corticium candelabrum, 1627 nucleotides. RefSeq names its product N-acetylglucosamine-6-O-sulfatase-like. Bases 15 to 1544 code for a protein of 509 amino acids. The transcript is spliced from 16 exons. The record is from RefSeq and is a predicted model, not a curated record. Gene Ontology annotation, molecular function: arylsulfatase activity. Lineage: Eukaryota; Metazoa; Porifera; Homoscleromorpha; Homosclerophorida; Plakinidae.
CAUUGAGCUCAACAAUGGCGGGUUUCGGUCUUGAGCUUUUUGUAUUGCUGUGUUCGCUGACUGAACGCAUCUAUGCUCGGUCUCCCAAUAUCUUGUUUAUUUUGGCAGACGACAUGGGACAGUGGGCAGCUGGAGCAUAUGGAAACCCUGAAAUAAAGACUCCCAACAUAGACAUGCUUGCUAAAGAAGGAGUAAGGUUUACUAAUGCAUUUUGCAAUACACCAGUCUGCUCUGCCAGCAGGACUUCAUAUUUAACAGGACGACUGCCAAGUCAACAUGGAGUGCAUGAUUGGAUAGCCGGAGGCAAUGGAUGUGAUCAGAAUCCUCCAAUAUUUUACUCACAAGAAGAAACCACGUACACAGAUGUUCUUGCUGAGCAUGGAUAUGUCUGUGGAAUCAGUGGAAAGUACCAUUUGGGAGAUCAGCAGCAACCGCAGCAUAGUUUCAGUCAUUGGUUUGUACAUCAGAGUGGAGGAGGGAAUUAUAACAAUCCUCCGAUGGUUAAGGACGGUCAGUGUGUUCAUCCGGAAGGAUACAUCAGUGAUAUUAUUACAACAGAUGCUAUUCAGUUCAUAUCUGAAACAGCAAAAAGUGAAAAGCCGUUUUAUGCAUCAGUUCACUUCACUGCACCACAUUCUCCAUAUACAGGACAUGAUGGAAAAGCUGACUCAAUGCAUCCAAAGGAAAUUGUUGAACAAUAUUCCAAUUGUACCUUUAGCUUUCUUCCUCAAGAGCCAAUGAAUCGCUAUGCCCAUUAUACAGGAGGUUUAACUCAAGAAUGUCUAGGAAACAGACAAUGUUUGCUUGGUUACUAUGCUGCUGUGACAGCUAUGGACAACAACAUUGGUCGUCUGUUGAAUACACUUGACACUCUAGGGAUUGGUACUGAGACUCUCGUAGUGUUUGCAAGCGAUCACGGUUUCAAUGCAGGACAGCAUGGCUUGUGGGGUAAAGGUAAUGCUGUCUACCCACUGAACAUGUUUGACACAUCAUUGAAGAUUCCAAUGAUAUUUCGACAUCUUGGAGUGUUGCAGCCACAUGUACAAGAAAGUCAUGUUCAGGUCAUAGACAUUGCUCCAACACUAUUGGACUACGUUGGCAAUUUAACAUUUCCUGAGGAAGUCAAUGUUGCUGGGAACAGCUUUAAAGAUGUCAUAUUCAGCAAGGCUCUCGUACAAGGUCCCGUGUAUGGAGAGUAUGGUCAAACUCGAUCCAUACGUAUGGCAAACAUAAAGCUUGUCAGGAGACUGACUGGACAGACAGAAAUAUACAAUCUAACAGAGGAUCCUAAAGAAUCAAUAAAUGUUGCUAACAACGGCAUCUAUUUUGCUAAUCAAACUGUACUAGAAAAUAAUAUGCGAGAUUGGUUUUCGUAUCUUGAAGAUCCAGUACUUAGUGGUUGGACUUUGCCUGUAACUGGUCAAGGACAAGUGGAGUCGAUUGUCUACAACAAAACUGGUUACAUCACAAAACCACCGUUUAGUCCUUUGUACAGGAAUCAUGAGAUCAAAAGCUAUGAAGGACCUUGGUGGGAUUAUGACUAGUGACAUCUAAUUAAUUAAUUAUUGUGAGAUAGUGAAUUCUGCUCUGCGUUGUUUUUGCACAUCAAAUGGAGAGAACAUUCAAA